GAAAUCAGCACAGUGAAGUUUCUGUUGUGAAAUCGUCAGUCUCUCUGUCUCACUGCAGCAACAAUGGCUUCAAAAGUAUGGUCAGAGGAUCGGUUUAGCUGUUCAGUGUGUCUGGAGAUAUUGAAGGACCCAGUCACUACAGCAUGUGGACACAGUUACUGUAUGGGGUGUAUUAAGAACUGCUGGGAUCAGACUGAUCAUACAGGUGUCUACAGCUGCCCCCAGUGCAGAAAGACCUUUACUCCAAGGCCUGAUCUGGGCAGAAACACCAUGCUGGCUGAACUUGUGGAGGAAUUGAAGAAGACAGGACUCAAUCCUCCUCCUGCUCAAAGUUAUGCCAGACCUGGAGAUGUGCCGUGUGAUUUCUGCACUGGGAGAAAGUUCAAAGCUGUGAAAUCCUGUUUGACGUGCCUGGCCUCUUACUGUGAAACACACAUCAAGCCACACUAUGAGGGGGCUGCUUUCAAGAGGCACAAGCUGAUCAAUGCAAUUGGAAAUCUGGAGCAGAAGCUUUGUGCUGAACACCAGAAGGUUUUGGAGGUCUUCUGUAGAACCGAUCAGACGUGUAUUUGCUUGUUGUGUUUACAAAAUGAACACAAGAGCCAUGAUACAUUCUCAGCUGAGGCAGAAAGGAGUGUGAAACAGAAGCAGCUGGGAGAGACACAGACAGAAAUACAACAGAGAAUCCAGGAGAGACUCAAAGAAAUUAAGGAGCUGAAACAGACUGAGGAGUCACUGAAAAGAUCUGCAUGCAUAGAAAUAAAGGAAAGUGAGAAGAUCUUUACUGAGCUGAUCCGAUCCAUUGAGAAGAUCCACACUGAGGUUAUUGAGCAGAUUGGAGCUAACGAGAAGGCUGCAGUGAAUCAGGCUGAAGGACGCAUGAAGAAACUGGAGCAGGAGAUUGCUGAGCUAAGGAGGAGAAACGCUGAGCUGAAACAGCUUUCAGAGACAGAGGAUCACAUCAAUUUUCUACAGAAUUUCCAGUCUCUCUGUGCCCCUCCAGAAGCUGGAUACUUACCCAGCGUUACUGUCAAUACAGACAUCUCUUUUGGGGCUGUGAGGAAAGCUGUAUCUGAACUUAAAGACCAUAUUGAGGACUUCUGCAAGGGAGAAUUAGUCAAAAUAUCCACAACAGUGAAUGAAGUUGCAGUUUACAGUCUGCAGGCUCCACAGCCAAGGAACAGAGCUGAGUUUUUAAAAUAUUCCUGUCAGCUCACACUGGACCCCAACACAGCGUAUGAAGAGCUCUGUCUGUCUGAAGGGAACAGAAAGGUGACAUGGGGAGAGACCCAGAGAUAUCCUGAUCACCCAGAGAGAUUUGAUAUCUAUUCCCAAGUGCUUUGCAGAGAGGGUUUGUCUGGGACUCGCUGUUACUGGGAGAUUGAGUGGAGUGGGAGAGAGGCUUCUAUAGGAGUCACAUAUAAAGGAAUCAGCAGGAAAGGAGUGGUUCGUUCCUGUAUCCUUGGAUUCAAUGACAAGUCCUGGAGUUUGUUCUGCUCUGACUCCAGUUACAAUGCCCGGCACAAUAACAAUCAAACUGCAAUAACUGCCCCCCACUCCCCCAGAAUAGGAGUGUAUCUGGACUUUAAUGCCGGCACGCUGUCCUUUUAUGGCGUCUCUGACACAAUGACCCUCCUGCACAGAUUCCAAACCACAUUCACUGAGCCGCUCUAUCCUGGGUUUGGGCUUCAUUGUUAUGAUUCCCCUGUAACAAUCUGCCAGCUGAACUAGACUGUUUUGUGUUGUACGAAACCCUUUGUAUUGAACUCCCUGUCUGUCCUCUCCUCUCCUCGGGUGAAGGGAAUGUUCAAUCUGACACAACUUUGGAUGAAAGUUAGGGGUGUAAAACAGCGCCACCUGCAGAGCGAAACGAGGUGAAUUAUUUGUUUUUAGCAACGAAUGGAUUUCAUACGAAAUAACUGUAUUUAAUUUAUUUUUUAAGAAUUGUUAUGUUUUAUAUAUAUUUUAGAAAAUGGCAUCCAAUAUUCAGUGCUGUAACAGUUUUAAAAAAAGUGAACUUAAGUUUGAUUUAUUGUAUGUGUGUUUUUGUUUUUUGAUUUCCAUAAAAUGUUUAAUAUUUCAGAUUUUAGUGAUGUGAUUUAAUAAAAAAAAUUAACGUGAUAGACUGACUUGUAAAGCAUAGGGAAGCACUGUAAGGCACAGAGAGGUCUGGUAAAGCAUAGGGAAGCAUUGUAAAGCACAGAGAGGUCUAGUAAAGCAUAGGGAAGCAUUGUAAUGCACAGAGAGGUCUGGUAAAGCAUAGGGAAGCAAUGUAAAGCACAGAGAGGUCUGGUAAAGCAUAGGGAAGCAAUGUAAAGCACAGAGAGGUCUGGUAAAGCAUAGGGAAGCAUUGUAAAGCACAGAGCGGUCUGGACUCUAACCCUGGUCUUGAGACUCAGCUCAGUGAUUUGGAUUCCUGAACAGCU
Messenger RNA from Acipenser ruthenus (sterlet), 2426 nucleotides. RefSeq names its product tripartite motif-containing protein 16-like. The transcript has 6 exons. NCBI's taxonomy places the organism in Eukaryota, Metazoa, Chordata, Actinopteri, Acipenseriformes, Acipenseridae. The record is from RefSeq and is a predicted model, not a curated record. The coding region runs from base 64 to 1731 and encodes 555 amino acids. Gene Ontology annotation, molecular function: protein binding; zinc ion binding.